Gastrolobium bilobum is the source of this 1581-nucleotide messenger RNA. RefSeq names its product mitotic checkpoint serine/threonine-protein kinase BUB1. NCBI's taxonomy places the organism in Eukaryota, Viridiplantae, Streptophyta, Magnoliopsida, Fabales, Fabaceae. Gene Ontology annotation, molecular function: protein kinase activity; ATP binding. The record is from RefSeq and is a predicted model, not a curated record. Gene Ontology annotation, biological process: protein phosphorylation; mitotic spindle assembly checkpoint signaling; meiotic sister chromatid cohesion, centromeric. Bases 1 to 1581 code for a protein of 526 amino acids. The transcript is spliced from 14 exons.
AUGGCCACGCUCCAGAGCUUCCCCAGUUUCAGAAUCGCUCAACAUGAUCCUCUCUUACCUUUCCUCUGGUCUAUCAGGAAAGCUCUAGAAGAUUCCAACAAUUCAGGUCAGAAUCUCAUUAAGUUACUCAGCGAUUGCAUCAGAAACUUCAAGGACAGUGACCGGUACCGAAACGACGUCAGAUUUCUCAAGAUUUGGCUCCUCUAUAUGGGAGUUAGUGCAGAUUUUGAUAGUGUAUUCAAAGAAAUGCUGGAUAGUGAUGUAUGUGCCAAUAAUUCUUCACUUUAUGUGUGGUCUGCGUGUUUUUUUGAAUUGAAGGGAAGAUUGCGCGAUGCCCUCACCGUCUAUCAGCUCGGCAUUUCAAGGAAUGCGGAGCCAGUUGAGUGGUUGAAGAAGGCGCACACCUUAUUUCUCAAAAGGAUUUCUGAAAUAUCGAAUGCGGCUUCAAGUCAGAAGGUUGAUUAUAAAGAAUCCAAGAAAUUGGAACAUAGUGCCAUUAAUCCAUGGGGCACCUCCACAAUGGAUGACCUGCUGAAGAAGAUAUAUCCAUUAUUUACAAAAUUUGACGGGUAUUAUUCGAGCACUAAACCUUACGCAGGAAAAGUGGCCUUAUCUACUUUGAAGAGUUCAUCGAGGAAUAAAGUUAUAGAGAUAGGUGGAAAGAAGUACCAUAUCAAGGGUUGUGCUGGACAGGGUGGUUUUGCUCAAGUAUAUAAGGCAUAUGUCAACAGUGAUCCUGACAAUGUUGUUGCACUAAAGAUACAAAAGCCAGCUUUCCCUUGGGAGUUUUACAUGUAUCGUCAGCUUGAUCAGCGCAUCUUAGGCAGAGAAAGGUCAAGCUAUGGUUUUGCUCAUAGAAUUCAUCUCUAUUCUGACUAUAGCAUACUUAUCUGUGACUAUUUAGCUCAUGGGACGCUACAGGAUGUCAUAAACUCAUACGCGGUCAUAGGAAAAUCCAUGGAAGAAGUCUUAUGCAUUUAUUACACAACAGAAAUGUUACACAUGGUUGAAACUUUGCAUGAUGUUGGCUUGAUUCAUGGGGAUUUCAAGCCUGAUAAUCUGCUUAUUCGCUAUGCUAGGGGUGACCUUACAGAAGAUGGGCUCUUGGACCGAAGUGGUCCUUGGUGUGAUCAGGGUCUUUGCCUUGUUGACUGGGGAAGAGGGAUUGAUCUGCAUCUCUUUCCAGAUAACACAAUAUUUAACGGAGAUUGCAGAACUUCUGGUUUUCGCUGCAUUGAGAUGCAAGAGGAUAAACCGUGGAAAUUUCAGGUAGACGCAUAUGGCCUAUGUGCUGUUGUCCAUACGAUGUUGCAUAACAAAUAUAUGGAUAUCGUCAAAAAAGAAUCAUCUGAUAGGGGCUACGAGUAUCUUCCUAGACUACCCUUUAAACGUUACUGGAAUGUUGAACUCUGGAAGACUUUCUUCACUAAGAUGCUAAAUCAAUACCCCGGGAAUGAUGAUAGAAGGUUGCUACAGGACUUGAAGAAGUCCUUCCAGGACUAUAUGAGCUCCAAUCCCCAGCUUAUAAAGAAACUAAAAGAUUUACUCGCGAAACAAAGGGCUUCCUUGUGUUCUGCUUAG